AUAAAUGUGGUUCCUGGCUAAGGAACUGUUGUGGAUGCGCCUAUGGUCUGCGAAAUUCUGCACAGUCUGCGCGUUUAAACAGAGAAAUGUCCCAGUCCCCGGACACCCGCAGCCUGCUCUCAGCCUCCUCCCAGCUCAACCUGAUGGAAGUGGACUCGAUCGACGAUAAGGAGUUUGACAUUCCCCAAGUGGAUACCCCUCCCACACUGGAGAGCAUCCUUAGUGAGUUGGAGGAUGAGGAGGAACCAUUUGUGUUGGAAGACACCUGUGUGCUAAACACAGACAACAUGGAUGCCCACUCCUGUGACACCUCCUCUCUGGCCAGCUCUGACAGUGGAGACCCAGCACACCUCAAACGAAAGAGGAGGACAGUGGAUCUGAAUGCAACCGUUCAUGGGUCUGUCCUUCGACACAGCCUGCUCAAGGGCAUCUCUGCACAAAUCGUGUCUGCUGCUGACAAAGUCGACGCUGGACUGCCAACGGCUAUAACGGUGUCAGGUGUGAUUGCUGUGGGAACAUCUCAUGGUCUGGCUCUGGUCUUUGACACCAACCAGGCUCUGCGGCUCUGUCUGGGUACCAAGACAACUGGAGCAGAGUUUGGAGCUGUCUCUGCCCUUAGCAUCAACCAUGAUUGCUCACGACUUCUCUGCGGGUUUGCCAAAGGACAGAUUACGAUGUGGGACCUAGCCAAUGGGAAGCUUCUGAGAACUAUCACUGAUGCCCACCCUCCAGGGACCGCUAUACUGCAUGUGAAGUUCACAGAUGAUCCAACUCUUGCAGUGUGCAAUGACAGUGGAGGAUCUGUUUUCGAGCUGGCUUUCAGGAGAGUGAUGGGGAUGCGGUCAUGUGAUUCUCGAUGUCUCUUUAGUGGUUCUAAAGGGGAGGUCUGUUGUAUUGAACCUUUGCAUGCUCCUCCAGACUUCAGAGACCAUCCCAUCACACACUACUCUCUGCUGGCUAUGGCAUCUCUCACUAAGAUUUUGGUCAUCGGACUGAAGCCCACCCUUAAAGUGUGGAUGACUUUUCCCUACAGCAAGUCUGAUCCAUCCAGUGUACCUCAGCUGGCCUGGCAGUUUGUUCCUGUUCAGAAGAUGGUCAAUCCAAUCCUGGCUUUUUGCAAAGGAGAUACAGUCCACUUCCUCUUGGUAAAGAAGGAGGAAACAGGGACCAUCCAUGUCAUCAAACAAAGACAACUCCACCUCAGCUGUGACAUCAUUAGCCUAAGCUGGAUUAACAGUCGUACACUGGUCCUGGUGGACAGCCAUGAAAAGCUGCAGGUUGUGGACCGGCCCAGUCAGGAGGUUUUGGAGACUCUGGACUUGGAGCAGGUGCAACUAGUCUAUAACAGCCGACAUUUCAAAUCGCUGGCCACCGGAGGGAAUGUCUCCCAGGCUCUGGCUUUAGUUGGAGAAAAGGCCUGUUACCAGUCUGUCUCGAGCUACGCAGGACAGAUCGUCUAUUUGGGCACAAAGUCUGCUCACAUCAUGACUCUAAGGAACUGGAGAGAGCGUAUUGACUGCUGGCUGAAGCAGGAGCAUUUUGUUGAGGCUCUUUCUUUGGCCUGGUCCUUCCACGAAGGAACUGCUAAAGCUGUCGUUGGCCUGUUUGGCGAUCCACUGAAAAGGAAAGGAGUGGUCAGUGAUAAGAUGGUAGAGAUCCUUUUCCAGUUCACAGAGUAUGCUUUGAAGAAGUGUCCAGAACAAGGCAAGAUCCAAGUCAUGGAGCAACAUUUCCAGGAUGUUGUUCCUGUCCUGGUGGAAUACUGCUUGCUGCUACAGAGGGCUGACUUACUGUUCAACCAGUUGUAUGCUCAGCUGGUGGAGAACAUGGUUGCUAAAGGUGUCUUCCUGGAGUCACUGGAGUCGUACAUUGUUGCUGACCGCCUUGGUCACCUCACCCCACCCAUUAUGAGGGACCUCCUGGCUCAUUACCAUGACAAUGGCAUGAUGGACAGCCUGGAGAGGUGCAUUGUGCAUCUAGAUGUCACCAGCCUGGACAUACAACAGGUGGUUCAAGUGUGUUGGGAGAACCAGCUCUAUGAUGCAAUGAUCUACGUUUUCAACAGCGGUAUGAAUGACUACAUUACUCCAAUGGAGAAACUGUUUGCAGUCAUUGUCCCAACACUGAAGGAAGGGAGGAGCUUAACUGAUGAAGAUGUUGUGAUGGGAAAUAAACUGCUGGUGUACAUAAGCUGCUGUCUUGCAGGAAGGGCAUAUCCAAUAGGAGACAUCCCUGAAGACCUUGUAGUUCAAGUCAAGAACCAGGUGUUUGAAUUCCUGAUCCGUCUCCAUUCAGCUGACUCCUCCUCAGAGGAGGAAGUUUUCCCAUUUAUUCAUACACUCCUCCACUUUGAUACCCGGGAAUUUCUCAAUGUCCUUGCCAUGACAUUUGAAGACUUUAAGAAUGACAAGCAGGCCCUUGAGUACCAGCAGAGGAUAGUGGACAUCUUACUUAAGGUUAUGGUGGACAACCCAGACUUUACUCCUUCCCAGGUCGGUGGACUCUUCACCUUUCUGGCUCGCCAGUUGGCCAAACCAGACAACACACUUUUUGUGAACAGGAAGCUCUUUGAUCAGGUUCUGGAGUUCUUGUGUUGCCCAGAUGAUGACUCCCGGCAUACUGAAAGGCAGCAGGUUCUGCUGGAGCUGCUGCAAGUCGGGGGUGUGGUCCAGUUUAAUGAAGAAAGGCUGCUCACUUUGGCAGAGAAGGCCAAGUUCUACCAAAUCUGUGAAUUUCUUUAUGAGAAGAAACAUCUGUAUGACAAGAUAAUUGAUUGCUACCUACAAGACCCCCUCAGAAAGUGGGAGAUCUUUAGCUAUAUCCACAAUCUGCUGUCCAUGCCCGGCUACAGCCCUGAGGAGAAACAAACAGUCAAGAACAAAGCACGGCAACAUAUGCAGGAGCUAAUAACCCUUGACCCCAGCAAAUCAGCAGACCUUGUGCUGUUUCAUUUUGUGGAUGAGGUGCAGCAAAUCAUCUCUGAGCUACAGGAUGACCAGAUACUUUUCAAAUUCCUCAGCUGCCUCUUGGAACCAAGGGAAGGCCCUCAUUCAGAGUCCCUCCUACCUCUGGAACGCGACCUCAAUGAGCUGCUGUUGGACUUACUGUGCCGUUUUGCUCCUCACCAGCUUCUGAGCUUCCUCCACACCUCCCAGCACUACAGGCUGGAAGAAGCCAUACAAAUAACAGAGAAGUACCACUGCAAUGAUGCUAGAGCCUAUCUACUGCAAAAGAAAGGAGAUGUUCAAGGAGCGUUUGCUGUCUUGUUAGAGACACUGAACCAAAAACUAUGUCUCCUCACUGCUGAGAGUGACGGAGGAGUUGAAGGAGAAAAUAGAGGUCAGAAUAAGGACGAGGAAGACAGUGAAUCAACGCUAACAAGAGUAAAGGAUUCACUGAACGACAUUAUUGUCUUCUGUCAUCAAAGUUGCCAGAACCUGGACCAGCAACAAAGAGAGGUUCUGUGGUUUCCACUUCUGGAUGCCAUGAUGGCUUCUCAGAAACAAGUGAAAGGCCACAAUGCCAAACACACCUGUGACGUGCUAAAGGAGCUGACGAUGGAGGUUCUCACCUGUAUGAGCAGCUUUAUUUCUUUGCCUGCCAUAAUUCAGCAAAUAUUGCAGGACCCUGUCUAUGGCAGAGGGAAGUUGGCAGAGAUUCAGGGCCUCAUUCUGGGGAUGCUGGACACUUUUAACUAUGAACAGACAUUACUUGAAACAACCACCAGUCUGUUGAACCACGACCUCCACUGGUCCCUGGCUCACCUACGUGCUGCUGUCACAAGGGGACUCCACCCACGUCAAGACUACUGUAACAUCUGCCUCCAGCACUACAAAAGGAGGCAAGAUUCAGCAGAGGAGAUCAUUGUGUUCAGCUGUGGCCACCUGUACCACUUUCAGUGCCUGCAGCAGAAGAACUGUGGGUGGGGAUCUGCUGCAGAGGUCCAGCAGCGGUGGAGGUGCUACAAGUGUUCCUCUAGCCAUGGAGGAAGGAGUGGAAUUUCCACUGAACCAAAGAGAAGUCGAAGCGCAUCUCUUGCACAGACGCAUGUUACAUCAGUGCAUCAUGACGGAGGAGCAGUGGCUAACAGGAAGAAGGUGUUUGUUGAGGCAACGUUGGACCUUCAGCAGGAGCAGUCCUGGGAUCAGAUACGUUCUUUAUACCAAGGACCAUCCAGGUUGUCUAUCCUUUCAGAACUCUCCCAUGGCCACAGCUAUGAGAAAACAGGCUCUCUAAGCACAGCCCUAUCAGGAACAGAGAGUUUCCAGCUUAAACUCUCUCCUCCCCCUCUUUUUGAAGAAUAGCACCAGGACCCACUGAGGAAAAAAAUCAAUUUCAUUUCUCCUGAUGUCCAUGAAUGGGUGGUUAACGGCAGAAUCUACUUCAGUGGAAAUUGUAGUUGUCCACUGAUUUUUUUUUAUUGUGUAUGAUCUGAUGUUGUAUUACUUUUUCAAUUUUUUUAUUUUAAAGAGCUGUUUAAUAUAGAUAAUAUUGAGUCUUUGAUCAUUCUAAUCAGUGUACUUUUAAUUUCAUCAGUUGUUGAUGUACUACAGCUCGCUGAACCAUGGUAACAUAACUAAGAAUCAUCUAACAUAACUGCAAAGAAUGUUAAAGCAUUAUUUUAUAGAGGCAAAUGACUGAUUGUUUGUUUUCAAGGAAGAACAAGAUGUAAGAUAUCUUUACCUCCUGUUUCCACACAUUGUAUGAACUGCUGAUCAUAACUUCUUUAAUCGAUAAUUGUGAUGAUUUUCUGGAUUUUUUUUUAUCAACAAAUUCCAUGAAAAGACUAAGACCAGUAAUGUAUUGAUCCAGUUGUUUUAUUUACUUCUCCAAAUCCUGGUUCAGCUUAUUCAUUGAUGUCAUAGAGCUCCAUUGCUGUCGUAAAACUAACUCUUAAAUGCAUACCUCAAGUCUUAAUCAACAUGACUUUCCUAAUAAUUCAAAAUUUUUGAAAAAUCAACCUCCUCUUUUACAAUUUUCGGCUACACAUUCAUCAAUAAUAGGUAAUAAACUAUCCAAAGCUUGAUUGGUUCACAUUAUACAUCAAUGGUACCAUUUUUAUGACGUUUUAUUUGUUGUUUGAUAAUACUACUCUAAUAACAGUAACAGCGUUGCUAAUCCAUGCUAAUGUUAGCGUUUUCUAAGGAGUAGAAGCUAAAUAUUUAGCUAGCUGUUACUGCUGACAAAGAGGACAAACUUACUGAUGGAAAAAUGUAAAGCAGAAAGUAAAUGAUUUGUCUUAUCCUGAUAAUAUGUAUAACAGGGUUGCAUGAGGUAGAGUGAGACAUUCAAUCAAGGCUGACAAUAUUAUGAAAAUAUGAAAAAUAGAAAAGAGGAAAUGGCUUUGUUCUACCCAUUCUUUUGGAAAACUGUUUGAUGUUAAUUCCAACCUAUCAUGUGAUUCACUGUUUUCUUCUUCUAGCAGCUAAAAAGGUUAUGCUAACAGGGUUGUUGUGGGACACACGUGCCAUGCAUAAUAAUUGUUACUUAAAAUAUUAUCUUGAUUAAAAAAAUGUUCCCACAAAUACAACAGACAUCAAUGAAAAAAAUAAUACCAGAAAAAAAGUAAAUUUAAAUGUUAUUUCAACUGUUAUAGUUGCAAUUUAAUUUGGCCAUCAGGUGGGUGGGACAUGAGAAAAAUGGUAUUUUAGGGGAACUCCAGACUUAUUUGGUAUUUUAAAAAAUGUUUUCAAACAUUCUUGUCUCCUAGUUUUUUUUUAAGAUUUGGUCUCAGGAAAAGUAAAUUUACACAAUAACUGCAUGUUUUAGUAUUUUGUACAUGGAUUAUUUGAAAUUUCAUGGGUGGGUCUUAACAUGUCCUCCAAUUCUGGAAUUGACCCUUAUGCCUUAAAAUGCCUAAGAUGUGACUCUACACAGUUGCGUCCUCCAGAUUAUGUAAAUCAAUGAAACACUGCCGCCAUCUCCACCCACCCUUACACUGCUUGCAGCAACUCAAGCACAGUAGAUCACCUACUUGUUCACUCUAGUAAUUUAACCAUACAUGUUUGAAUUCUGAAGAAAAAGAAUAUACAAAACCCCACCCCACAAGAUGAAUAGUUCUUAGGUUUGCUAUGUAUGAAACACAAUUACGACCACAUUGUUGCACUGCGUGACAUUUUUCACUUGUACUAUCUCUGGAGAGUAUUUCACAUGAGGUACUCUCAUAUGCAGAGAGAAAUCCUGUAUAUACCCCAUCAUGGAUUCCCAAUUACCCAUUUUUGAUGCACAAUCCAAAAGUAAACUGAUUUUAGUUGA
Amphiprion ocellaris (clown anemonefish) is the source of this 6255-nucleotide messenger RNA. RefSeq names its product VPS8 subunit of CORVET complex (gene vps8). Gene Ontology annotation, biological process: endosomal vesicle fusion; protein targeting to vacuole. The record is from RefSeq and is a predicted model, not a curated record. Lineage: Eukaryota; Metazoa; Chordata; Actinopteri; Pomacentridae. Gene Ontology annotation, cellular component: early endosome; HOPS complex; CORVET complex. The transcript is spliced from 45 exons. Gene Ontology annotation, molecular function: protein binding. The coding region runs from base 87 to 4304 and encodes 1405 amino acids.